UUUAGCUUAUCCAUUAUAUAUAUAGGUGCAGAAAUGUUUUACUCGCGCCGAUAACCACCACCGCCACCGCCACCGCCACCGUUACCGCUGUCGCCGCCACGGCGCCACAGCAACUGCCCUCUCUCUCUCUCUCUCUCUCUCUCUCUCGUGCAUUAAUCCAUAAAUCUUACAGAUACUGAAGCAGAUAUACCCAAACGUUUAAUUCUAUGUAAAAAGCGUUUGGUGGGUCGCAAUCAUUAUAAGGAAAAAGAAUGGCGUCUGCAUCACCUCUUUGCUUGUAUCAAGAUAGAGGAUUAAGAGCUACUGUUUCUGCAAAUGGGUCUGUCAAGAAACCCCGCUUCCAGAACUUACAGGUAUCUUUUACAGGAUCAUUUCCAGCAUGGGUAUGGCAACGUAAACUUUCCUUGAACAGUCCACUAAAAAAAGUGCCUCUAAAUCUGUGCAUAAAGUGUGAGAACACAGAGAAUGAGGGUUCCCAUGAGCAUGUGUCUGUUGAACGUCCACCUUAUUACAGUUAUAUGGACUCCACAUCUGGAAAAUUUGAACCAGCCUCUGGUGCUCGGGCUAGUAUUCCAGGACAGGAGUAUUGGCCAGAAGGCACAGCAAGUAGAGUCAGGGCAGCCAGGGCUCCAGAACCAACUGGUGUGUCAGCAGGAGCUCCAUCCUAUGGGAAAAGUCCUGGAAGUAGGAGGAAAAAUAACAAGACAUCUGCUGCUUCUUCUGUGUCUUCAGAGAUGACUGUAACUUCAAAUUAUCAAGAGGAACCUGAAACUUCAGAUGAUGGAUCAGAAGAGCCUAAGGAUUUCUCCUAUGAAUAUGUUGUUUAUCAGGCCGAACCACAGGAAGAGGAGCUAACUGAGUAUGAAGUGGACAAGAAACUUGGGCGUCCUCAUCCCUUUAUCAAUCCAGACACAAAGAAGCCAAUAGAAGAGCCACUUAAUAGUGAAGAACUAUGGUGGAACUGGAGAAAGCCAGAGAAGGAACAAUGGUCUAGAUGGCAGAGGAGGCGUCCUGAUGUUGAAACGGUAUUUCUUAAAGCUAUGGCAGAGAAAGGUCAAGUAAAGCUUUAUGGUGAUCAUCCAACAUUGACUGAGACUUCCCUGUACAGAGCUAGGCGGCAUAUUUAUAAAGAAGAAAGGCUACAGGCCGAGCAAGAGAGACUGGAAAGAAUAGGUCCAUUAGCUUACUACUCAGAAUGGGUUAAAGCUUGGAAGAGGGAUACUUCACGUGAAGCUGUUCAGAAACAUUUUGAGGAGACUGGAGAAGAUGAAAACACCCAACUAAUCGAAAUGUUCUCAUAUCAAACAGAUCGGGAAUAUCGCAUAAUGAUGGGGACUGAUAUUCGUAUUCGUAGAGAUCCGUUAGCAAUGCAAAUGCAGGAGGAUCAAAUUAAGCAAAUAUGGGGUGGAGACCCAGUUUACCCAACAAUAAACUAUAUUCAAGAUCCAAAUGAGGUGAUUGAUUUUCGGGGUCCAGAUUUUCAUGAACCGACACCCAAUAUGCUUGAUUUUUUGAAGGAGCAUGGCAAGAUAGUCACAAGACAGGAGCUUGAGAAAAUCUUGGCCAAGGAGAAGAAUGAGGAAAUUGAGAUAUCAGAUAUGGAUGAAGCAAUGGCACAAGCUGUUGACAUUGGUGAAAGUGAUGAUGAAGUGGAGGACAGCGAAGUUGAGAAUGAUAGCGAAGAGGAGAAAAUUGCACGCAAUUGGAGUGUUCUCAAAAGUACUCCACAACUUCGAAAAUCAAAGGAUAAACCUAAGAAGGAAAACAUGUCUUUAGAAGAAGCUGUUGAUGAUUCAGAGAAUCUAACGGAUUUUCUAUUAGACUUUGAGGAAGAGGAAUAAUGUUUUGCCAGCUUUUGAGAGAUGCAGGAAGGUCUGGGUUUGCUCCAAUGGCCAAAGAUGCUCCGCUGCUGCAAAUUGGGUCUAGUUGCUGUACAAGACUGCAUCUGCAUGUUGUUAGAUGCCUACUGUAUGAGAGGAAUUUGGCUGUUGGAUGGAAAGAGUUUUUGUAACUGCUAGCUGCGCUGCGGGGCUUGAAUUGAUGGAAGAACCAUGUUACUGAAAUUAACAUGGUUAGUAAAAGAGUUUCCCACAUCAAAGAAUAAAAGAGUAGUUUGUUUAUGUAUUGAAGUUCUUAGUUCUACUCAUGAAACUGUCAUAGGUUGCUCAUGAUGGGGCAUUGCCUCUGCCAAUGCAUUUGAAUUCUGAAUUAAUAAUGUGAAGAAUACUUGACCAUUUCUACUUAAAGUUUUCUGCGAUUCUGAACUUUA
This is a messenger RNA of Diospyros lotus (date-plum), 2269 nucleotides long. RefSeq names its product protein PLASTID TRANSCRIPTIONALLY ACTIVE 12, chloroplastic. The coding region runs from base 252 to 1841 and encodes 529 amino acids. The transcript has 11 exons. NCBI's taxonomy places the organism in Eukaryota, Viridiplantae, Streptophyta, Magnoliopsida, Ericales, Ebenaceae. Gene Ontology annotation, biological process: positive regulation of DNA-templated transcription; positive regulation of red or far-red light signaling pathway; response to light stimulus. The record is from RefSeq and is a predicted model, not a curated record. Gene Ontology annotation, cellular component: nucleus; chloroplast.